This is a messenger RNA of Bipolaris sorokiniana ND90Pr, 249 nucleotides long. RefSeq lists its product as uncharacterized. Lineage: Eukaryota; Fungi; Ascomycota; Dothideomycetes; Pleosporales; Pleosporaceae. The transcript is spliced from 2 exons. The annotation marks the transcript as partial. The record is from RefSeq and is a predicted model, not a curated record.
UAUACUUCUCUAUCCUGGUCCGCACUAAGGCAGGUGAGUAUUACGUUAAAAGUACAAUUUAAGUUGACCACAACGAGAGUAAUAAUGAAAUCCAUCCAUCCUUAUAUCCUCAUUGCUUCCAGUCCUGCUAUCCCUUCCUUCCUUGCCAUCCCUAGGAUAGUUGUGAUGUUGGGGAUGGCUGCCAUCCCAAGGCACCCUACCAUCCCUCAGAUGGUUGCUCUUAGCGGGAUAGCACAUCACGUAACCUAG